Molecule: messenger RNA, 486 nt
Organism: Fusarium venenatum
Lineage: Eukaryota; Fungi; Ascomycota; Sordariomycetes; Hypocreales; Nectriaceae
Source: RefSeq, a predicted model, not a curated record
AUGACUUCGCAAGCUAUUGUAGUCAUGGCGCCGCAACCAGCAAACUUGGGCGACCACACAACAUCAAUAUUUCUCGCGGGUAUCACAACAAGCACGGGCGAGCCAGAUUGGCGCCAAGCCCUUACCGAUGCACUGAACAACUAUCCAGUCACAAUCCUCAACCCCAAUCGACCGGACUGGGACAGCACAUGGAGAGAAGAUUUCUCUGACAAGCGUUGGGUUGAGCAGGUCUCGUGGGAGCUAGAUAUGCAAGAAGCUGCAGACAUCGUUGUCUUCAUGUUUCACGAAGCCACGGAAGCACCGAUCAGUCUUAUGGAGCUUGGUUUGGCAGUCAGGACGAAGCCAGUCAUUGUAUGCGCCCAUCCUAACUACAGGAAAAGAGGAAAUGUGGACGCAGUCUGUAGCAGGUUUGGUGCAAAGUUGUUGAGCACGCAAGGGGAACUCAGAGAUCGUUUGAUCGCAACGUUAGACCGCAGAUUGAAAUGA